AUGGAUAACUCACGACCUUCUUCACCGGACGCGCCGCCGCAGGACCUGUGGUCAUCCAUCCUAGAUUCAGUCUCUACUACGCGCUCUAUACCCUCCAAGCAGAUAAUCCUUCUCGGCGAACCAUCUUCCGGAAAGUCUAGCUUAGCUUCCGCUCUUUUACAGAGACCUCCACCGGAUGAGACAAAGGAGGAGACACGCAUUGACUUCGCAAUUGGCUACGACUGGGCCGAUGUACGAGACGAUGCGGAUGAAGAUACCCUUGCACGCCUGUCCGUAUACACCGUUCCGUCUUCUGCGCCUUCAUUCACCGCGCUAUUACCUCACUUUGUUCCGCCCCGCACCUCACUGCCGCAUACCCUCGUAGUAAUCGCCUUAGACUGGACGCGACCAUGGUCAUUCAUUGAGGAGCUAGAGACGUGGUUGGACUGGGUCGAGAAGUGGGUCAAAGGGGAUGGAUCUCGUGAGCUCGAUAUCGCGAAGGAAGAGAACCGUGAAAGACUACAAGCACACUGGCAGCAUUAUACGGAACCUUCUUCAGAGCCUCUUCCUGCAACGGCGACCGUCUCCGGCACUGUGCUGCCCUUAGGGCAGGGCACGCUUACGCACAAUUCUGCCGGUGUUCCCAUUGUGGUGGUCUGCACGAAAGCCGACUUGAUAGACGAGGGCAACGAUAUCAUCGGCUCUGGUCCGUCGGGCAUGGGUGGCAUGGUGAAAGGAAAGGGAGGCGAGUGGGAGGAGCGCACGGACAGUAUCAUGCAAAUCUUGCGGACAAUAUGUUUGAAGUAUGGUGCUGGAUUGUUCUACACUACUCCACAGCCCACAACGCUCCAAGUGCUGAGGCAAUAUGCAUUGCAUACGCUGUUCACGCCGCCUGCUCCUUCACCUUCGAUGGGCGGUGAGGUCGUCGCUCCCCCCCGCAAUCCAUUCCCCUUCCAGACCAAACCGAACGCACUCGACCGCGACAGGAUUGUUAUCCCGGCCGGAUGGGAUAGCUGGGGCAAGAUUGCAGUCCUCCGGGAAGGAUUUGACGCGAGGUUGUGGGGAGAGGCUUGGGAGAACGAUCUGGAAGGUGCAGACGAUGACGACGGUCCUAAAGCAACCAAGUUGUAUGCGAGCCUCGUCCCUGAUCUCAGCCGUAAACCCCCGCCUCUCCCUCCGCUCAACAACCCGACUCCGGAACAAGUCUUCCUGGCGAAGAAUUACGACGAGAACGCAAAGAACCCCAAUCGCGACCCCCGCGGCGCGUUCCGCAAUCCCAAUGAGACCGCGUCCGCGGGUAUCGUCGGCCCUAUGGGCAGCAGCAGCUUCACUCUGCCGAACGUCGAGCGCGCACUGACGGAGAUGGAGAGCUCAGCCGCGGCUGGGACUAGCCCUCUCAACGUCAGCGUUGGGAACGACCCCGCGCGGAAGCUGGCCAGUCGAACGGGUGCGCGACCGCCACCUUCGACGCUCUCCGUCCCGACUGCCGGCGCGGCCAUCCUCGGCCGCAGCACGUCCUCGACAUCGCCUGCGCCUUUAUCUGCGACGACGCCGAACUCCGCAGACGACCAGACGCAACACCAGGCGCUCAAGAAGUUCUUCGACGACCUAAUUAACAAGAGGAACAAGGUGGACGACAAGGCUGCCACCGCGAAGAGCCCGGAUGGGGAUGGUGGGGCGGACGGGGGCAGCUAAGGUAGUGUGUAUGUUGUUAUUGCAUCUCUUCUCUAUUCCAUUUGCAUGGAUGUGCUUGCCCC
This is a messenger RNA of Dichomitus squalens LYAD-421 SS1, 1736 nucleotides long. Its product is annotated as dynein light intermediate chain. Lineage: Eukaryota; Fungi; Basidiomycota; Agaricomycetes; Polyporales; Polyporaceae. The coding region runs from base 1 to 1674 and encodes 557 amino acids. Gene Ontology annotation, molecular function: dynein heavy chain binding. Gene Ontology annotation, biological process: microtubule cytoskeleton organization; microtubule-based movement. Gene Ontology annotation, cellular component: cytoplasmic dynein complex; centrosome. The record is from RefSeq and is a predicted model, not a curated record. The transcript is spliced from 5 exons.